UCAUUCGAAACACCAUUAUCGAAAGGUUCGCGGAAAUUCUUCGGCCGCUGAUUAAAAUGCAACAGGAAGAAGGAUGGGAAAUGGGCUUGUUCCGAAGUUGGGAAAGAGACGGACGGUGACGGUGUUGUUCUUAGUUGAAUUUUGAUUGAUUUUGAUUGACUGUAAUUUUGUUCGUGGGAUUGUUGUUUCGGGAAGUGUUAAUAUUUAACAACAUAAUAAUAAAGGUGGUGUAUCUUAAAUAUCAUCAGUUAGGUUGGAACAGUCAAAGGUAAUGUGAGUGCAGUGUAUUGGUGGCGUGUGAAUCACAGGUGGCGAAGGAGGGCGUCAUCGGAUUGGGCAGUUUCCUGCAACAAUCGCAGUGGCAGAGAAGAUUGAGGUAGCCGGCAACAGCGCAUCGGCGUUCCUGCUGCGACGCCAUCUGUGGACGCGAUUCCGCGAGCAAUCGAAACGACCUCAACGUCGACGGUCGACCAUAGACCGUAGAACGGCAGUCCGACUGUGACUGCGAGUGACUGGUUUUCGGUCGGGUCGCGACUCGCGUCAGUGCGGAUCAUCUUGAGUGUGUUCUUCAGUGUUCAUCGUGUUCGAUGGUGGAUCAAGCUGACCGAUAAAUUCCUUAGAUUGAAUUAGAAAUAAAGGGAAAGUGUGCGCGGUGUGUGUCAUGGACUCCAUGGACCCGUCGUCGUGACGAUGGCCGAGCAGCAGCACCGCGUGACGCCCGAGCGCGAGCUCGAACAGCAGAUCCUGCAAAUGAAGAAGCAGCACCAGCUCCAGCACCAGAUCCUGCUGCAGCAGUUCCAACAGCAGCAGCAGCACUUGGUCGAGCAGCACGAGCAGCAGCUGCGCCAGUACCUGAAGGAGUACUGGGACCGACAAAAACACCUGCAGGAGAUCAAGCAGCGCGAACAGUUGGAGGCGCUGCGCAAAAAGGAGAAGCACGAGGAGAGCGCCAUCGCCUCCACGGAGGUGAAGCAGAAGCUGCAGGACUUCCUGCUGCAGCGGGCGUCCGGAUGCAAGACGGCCAGGACGGACAAUUCCUGCUGGUCAGAAGGGAUGGAUACAGGGUCUGAUUCUACUACAAACAACGAUUUUCCUUUAAGAAAAACAGCAUCCGAGCCGAACUUGCUCAAGGUGCGACUGAAACAACGUGUGAUGGAACGACGUUGCAGCCCGAUGAGCAAGCGCCACCUGCUGCCGCCCGCGUUCAAGAAGAAGCUGCUCAGCACGUGUCUGCCGCCCAGCGACUCGCCGCCCCAGGAACCGCCCAAGGAGCUGAGCCCGCCGUGCGAGGCCGAGGAGUACCAGAGACACGCGCUCUUCAGCAGUCCCUCGAUGCCGAACAUCUCGCUGGCGACGCACCACGUCCUCAGUCCCGACCUGAGCGAGGCGGCAGCCCGGGCGGCGGCGACCGCCCGUCUCGGCAUGCCGCUCACCGGGACCAUGCUACCUGGUACCUUGCCCUUUUACCCCUCGUUGCCGGCCAUCGAGGCCGAGCACGAGGAACAGCAGCCCCUGGACACGAUCUGCGAGCUACAGGAGCCCCAGCAGUCCAGGGGAGUGAUACGACCGUUGGGCAGGACGCAGUCCUCGCCGCUGCCUCUGGGCCAUCCGCAGCUGGAGGCGCCGCCCAUUCCGAUACCGCAACCGCCGCAGCCGCCGCCCGAGGAGCAGGAACAACGCGACCUCGAACUCAGGGCGAACGAAUCGAGGAGCAUAAGGCCGCUGUCGCGGGCCCUGAGCAGCCCCGUGGUCCACCUGGGUCAGCCCGGCUCGGCCUGCGCCCCCGGCGUCGUGGACGGAGUGACGGGCGGUCCGCCGCCCACGCUUUGCCGCCGUCGCGCCUCCUCCACCCCCUCCACCGGCCUGGCGUACGACAACCAGAUGCUGAAGCACGCGUGCGUCUGCGGCAACAACGGCCUCCAUCCGGAGCACGCGGGCCGCCUCCAGAGCAUCUGGUCGCGUCUCCUGGAAACCGGACUCGUAUCCAGGUGUGACAGGCUGAGGCCGCGGAAAGCGACGACGCAAGAGUUGCAAACAUGCCAUUCGGAAACGCACGCUUUGUUAUAUGGAACGAGCUCCUUGAACAGACACAAAAUGGAGCUCAGCAAGCUCAAUACACUUCCUGUUACGGCUUUUGUGAGACUGCACUGCGGUGGCAUCGGCGUCGACACGGACACAACGUGGAACGAAGUGUACACCGCCCCCGCUGCUCGAAUGGCGGUCGGCUGUACGGUCGACUUGGCGGUGCGCACGUGGACCGGCGACAUCCGCAACGGAUUCGCCAUCGUGCGGCCGCCCGGUCAUCAUGCGGAAGCGCAACAGGCCAUGGGAUUCUGUUAUUUCAAUUCGGUUGCGAUAGCCGCCAGGAUCCUGCAGAGGGAAUACAGGGUGCACAAGAUCAUGGUCUUCGAUUGGGACGUGCACCACGGGAACGGGACGCAGGAGAUCUUUUACGACGACCCGAGGGUGUUGGUGGUGUCGAUGCAUCGGCACGACGACGGCAACUUCUUUCCAGGUACAGGAGGAACGGGCGAGUGCGGCGCGGGCGCCGGCGUCGGUUACAACGUGAACAUUGCCUGGUCUGGAGGUCUGAAUCCACCAUUGGGCGACGCCGAAUACCUGGCAGCGUUUCGGAGUGUCGUGAUGCCGAUUGCGCGCGAAUUCAACCCGGACAUAGUAUUAGUGUCCGCCGGAUUCGACGCGACGGACGGACACGCGCCUCCCCUUGGUGGUUACAGGGUGUCGCCUGCGUGUUUUGGAUACAUGACAAGACAGUUAAUGCAGUUGGCUAGAGGCAGAGUGGUGCUGGCACUGGAAGGCGGCUACGAUCUGCCCUCGAUAUGCGAUUCUGCCGAGGAGUGCGUCAGAGUUCUGCUCGGCGACCAGCCGUCCGCCAUCUCGCCAUUUGAGUUGGCUCGCACACCAUGCUCGAACGCCACCUUAGCUCUCCAGAAGGUGAUCGCUGCACAAAGUCCCCACUGGCCCUGUCUGCAGGAGUCGCACAAAAGCGCCGCGUGCUCCUACAACGACGCUCUCCGCAACGAGAAAGAGGACAAGGACACGGUCUCGGCGAUGGCGAGUCUGUCGAUGCAACCGCCACCGGGAAUGGUGUCACCCACGCCCUUCCAUCACCACCACCACCACCCCAAGGCGAUGGAGGCGGGUAGGCCGCUCACGUGAACGCGGAUGACGGACGACGAAGCGAGACGAGACGAGGAGAGAGCGACAAUGCGUACACUACUACGUUUGGUUCAACAUUCCGGGGCGGCGGAAAGCCCGAGGGCGGCCGCCCAUUUAUGAUAAGAUCAAAUUAUCGUGUGUUUUAUUUUUGUUAAUAUAUUGAAAGUUUUUAAUAAAACAGUUUAUUUACUUUA
Aethina tumida (small hive beetle) is the source of this 3374-nucleotide messenger RNA. RefSeq names its product histone deacetylase 7 (gene HDAC4). Gene Ontology annotation, molecular function: histone deacetylase activity. The transcript has 7 exons. The record is from RefSeq and is a predicted model, not a curated record. The coding region runs from base 691 to 3180 and encodes 829 amino acids. NCBI's taxonomy places the organism in Eukaryota, Metazoa, Arthropoda, Insecta, Coleoptera, Nitidulidae. Gene Ontology annotation, biological process: chromatin organization; negative regulation of transcription by RNA polymerase II. Gene Ontology annotation, cellular component: histone deacetylase complex.